AAAUAUAAUGCAGGGACGGAAGACAUUAUCGCCGGAGUCGUUGUGUAAACCCUAGAACCAAAUACAUAUUCAUGUGCAGCUUUCGCUAACCACGAUAUGCGAAGCAAUAGCCUCAUGGUUAUAUAAAAACGCCAUGAGCAAGAACUUGGGCGUUUGUUGUUGCUGUUGUUGUUGUUUUUAUCUUGUUUACUUUUUUGUUCAUUUAUUUUCUUCUUUUCCUUUUUUUUUCUUUCUUUUCUUUUUUCGUUUCGUCUUGGUUAUUAUUUUUCUUAUUUCUUGUCUAUUUUUUGCUCCUUUGUUUUCUUUGUUUUUCGAUUCAUUUUUUAAACUUAUUUCUAUUUUCUUUCUCCUAUGUUUUCUUUUUUUUCUGUUUCCUUUUCUUUUUUUCUUUCUUUUUCUGUUGCUUUUUUUUCUUUUUCUUUUCUUUAUUCUGAAAUUAUUGGGGUGAAUAUGACUGAAGUAUGUGCUCACUGCCUGAUAUUAAACACUUGAAAAUAUGUCUUUCCUAAGUUAUAUGUAUAUUAGUUGUCUUAACGAGGCAACAUAGUAAAAAAAAAUCCAGUUGAUCAAAAAAAGAAAAGGAAUGGAAAAGUAGGUAUGAUUUCAUAACUUUAUGUAUCAUUUUGGUUUACUUUACAGGUUGUGACUUGAGUAUAUUUAAAAUCAGUAGACUAAAUAGAAAAAAAAAAAUCUGACCGAGCCUUCUGAGAAAUCGGAGUGAUUUUACUUGCAGGAACCUGCAAAGCAUUCCAUGACAGACAUAAUUACCAUGCGUAUGAUGUGCAUGACGAAAUGUUACGUCAUGAGCCUUGUCGUUCAGGCAGGAUAGAGAGAGAAUUAUAUUAACAAGCUAUUUAUUAUAUCUAAAAACUAGAAAUGAAAAAUACAAUCCAUCAAAAUCAGAAAAGGGAGAUUAACCAACAGAGCUAAAAGAAGGAAGAUUAAAAGGUAUUCUUGCUUAUAAUUCAUCUUGUAAGACGGUAUCGAUGUGCAAAAUAGGUAGAAGCAGGAACGUUUUCUCUGGAUGGGGACGCAAGUUGGCAAACGUUUUCGUAACUGACGGGACACGCAUAGCGAUAAGAAUUCCGGCCGAUCAAAGCGGAUUCAUUCGCUGAAAGGAAAAGAAAAUAGAAAGAAAGAGAGAAAAAAGAUUUGAAAAAAAAAAAAAAAGAGGAAGGAGAGUAGAUAGAAAGAAUUUUUGAAAGAAAAUAAAACUGAAAAGCGAGUAAAAAGAAAAGAAAAGAGAAGAAGAAGAAAAAAAACAUUGAAAAGGGAACACCUGUUGAAAAGCCUCGUCUCCCUCUGCCAAGCGACUCUUUUGCCAGUCAGCCACCAUAGACCCGCAGACCGGCAGCCGAGGUGGAGGCAGAAGGAGGCCAGUCCUUCAGGGUUUGAAGGGAAGCAGGGCAGGGCGCGGAGGUCGAGGGGGAAGUGGUACCGGACGCCCUUGCAAGGCUGUCUCCCCCGUGGCCGAGAUGUUCCGGCCGGUGGGUCUCCUGCUUCACUCCCAAUCCGUCCCGUGCUUCGGCUCGUACGAGAACGUCAGUCACCUCGACGUCCCCGACAGCUCCAACAAGAAGCGCCUCGUGCAGGGAAGGGACGGACCAGGAGGAGGCGGUGGUUAUAUGAACUUGCCUUCUCCUAAUGUGGCAGCGGAGGAAAGCGACCCCCCUCUGUUCCGGCGUGAGGGAGAGGCAUCGGAUUCCGAAGAUGCGGGAGAGGAACUUGGCCCCCCCGCCUCCGCCCUGACCCGCCGCCGUGCACUCGUACCCCCCAAGCUCCUUACUGACUCUCCUAACUACGACCAGCAUGAACACGACGUAACGACCACCGUCAACGGGUGCAAUGAUAGCAACUUGGCACGGAACAAACGGCGCUCCAGCAUUGUUGUCAUCCCCCCCAUGCAAAUCUGUCCAGGCGAUCUUCUUGUGUAUUCGAAAGUGCUCACUCAAAGGACCAAUCUCUUAGCUGGAGAUCUAGAUGGAUCAACACAAAGUUUAGCUGUGACAGAUACAGGAAAUUAA
Molecule: messenger RNA, 2024 nt
Organism: Penaeus monodon (black tiger shrimp)
Lineage: Eukaryota; Metazoa; Arthropoda; Malacostraca; Decapoda; Penaeidae
Exons: 6
Coding region: 1476-2024 (182 amino acids)
Source: RefSeq, a predicted model, not a curated record